CGGCGCAUGAGUGUGUGUGCGUGUGCGUGCGCGCGCGCGGGGCGGCUCCAGUUUCAAACACAGCGCCCAUCUUUAACACAACACAACCGGACAGACUCCGUCCCGUAGCGAGAUACCGCUGCUCAUGCAUAACGUGAAACCCAGGUUAUGAGGGAAGACAUUAGAGAGAGGAACGAAGCACAAGAUGAUCGAAACAAUGGAUACCCAGCGUUGUCUGCAGGCGGUGGAGAGGUUACAGUCUCGAUUGAAAGAAAAGGGAGCAGAUGUUCCUGCUGAGGAGAAGCUGAACCUUCUGAAAGCGGUCUUGCAGAGUCCUCUAUUUCACCAGAUCCUCGCCCUCCAGAAAUCAGUGCAACACCUGAAGGAGCAUACUCCAUAUAUUAACUCAGAUCUCAAGGGCAGCAAUGAAGGUUUUUCAGCACAGCUCAAUGGACAGCCUUCAUCUGAAGAGUACAAACACAUCAUCCGUUCCAUGGCUCAGGGUCGGUACGUGACCCACAUCGACCUACAGAAGCCGGUAUCGGGUGGUUUGGGCUUCAGUGUUGUUGGAUUGUGUAGUGAGAACCGCGGAGAACUCGGCAUCUUCAUUCAGGAGAUUCAGGCUGGAAGUGUGGCAUACAGCGAUGGAAAACUAAAGGAGGGAGAUCAAAUAUUGGCAAUCAAUGGUCAGCCACUGGAUCAGAGCGUCAGUCACCAGCAGGCUAUUGUGCUUCUUCAGCGAGCAUCGGACUGUGUGAGCCUCACUGUCGCCCGUGGGCCCGUACCACAGCUUUCCAGCCCGGUCGUCUCCAGAACCCCCAGUGCUGCUAGCACACUUUCAGCACACUCCAGUGCGACCCAUUGGACUCACGUGGAGACAAUUGAGCUGGUGAAUGAUGGAACUGGUUUGGGCUUUGGGAUUGUUGGCGGUAAAACCACAGGUGUUAUCGUAAAAACCAUCCUACCUGGAGGCAUCGCUGAUCAGGAUGGUCGCUUACGAAGUGGGGAUCACGUUUUGCGAAUCGGUGAUACGGAUUUGUUUGGUCUGAGCAGUGAGCAAGUUGCUCAAGUUUUGAAACAAUGUGGCAACAGAGUUCGACUCCUCAUCAGCCGUGGGACGGCGGAUGACACUCCGGCUGCUCCAGUCUCCCUGCCGACCGUCACUGAGCAACAGGGUUUUGAGGAAGAGGAACAGGAUGCUUUUGAUGUUAGCUUAACGAAGAAUGCUCAGGGACUGGGCAUCACCAUCGCUGGAUAUGUUGGGGACAAAAGCUCAGAACCCUCUGGGAUAUUCGUGAAGAGCAUUUCGAGGGACAGCGCAGUGGAGCAAGACGGACGAAUUCAUGUUGGAGAUCAGAUCAUAGCUGUAGACGGUGUGGAUAUCCAGGGUUACACCAACCAGCAGGCUGUGGAAGUUCUGAGACACACGGGUCAGACCGUAAACCUGAAACUCGUCCGACGUGGCUUCAAACCAGAGGACGCAAGUCCGUCAAUCAUACCUGUUGCCGUGGAGACCACCCCCACCACAUCAAGAAACUCAACAAUGGAGCGAACGAAUACCAUGCAUGAUGAGAGGCUGUUUCUCACUCCAGAGGAAAACGCCAAACCUCAGUCUGUCACGGUUCAACCCAUCAGAACUCCAGAAAGACGUGACGGUCCUGUUAAGCUGAGCUCAGAGGAGGAACACAAACUUUUGCAGAAGUGGCAGAAUGAGCUCAGUGUCUGCAGUGAAGUCAUUGUGGCUCAAGUAGAGAAAUUUAGUGAGAACAGCGGUUUAGGGAUCAGUCUGGAUGCGUGUGCCGGUCGUCACUUCCUUCGCUCCGUACUUCCUGAGGGACCUGUCGGACGAUCUGGAAAAAUCUGUAGUGGAGACGAACUGCUAGAGGUGAAUGGCAUUCCUCUCAGAGGAGAGAAUCACAAAGAGGUUGUUGAAAUACUGAAAGAACUUCCUGUAUCUGUGACCAUGGUCUGCUGUAGACCCGCCCCUAUAAUGACUGACAGCCAAACUGAGCAACCACAGCCAGAUGAUGUGGCCACAGAUUCCAUAGUUCAGGUGCAGGAUGAUUUUGAGGAUUUUCUGGUCUCUGGCAAAUUAGAGGACAGCCUGAAAGAUCAUGUGACUGAAGAGCCCACCGGAACGCCGUUAGCUAUGUGGGAAACGGAGAUUCAGGACAUUGAACUAGAGAAAGGGGAGAGUGGGCUAGGCUUCAGCAUUCUGGAUUACCAGGACCCAAUGGACCCGCUUAAGACGGUGAUUGUUAUCAGGUCAUUAGUUCCCGAAGGCAUAGCAGAGCGAGACGGUCGCUUGUUGCCGGGAGACCGUCUCAUGUAUGUCAACAAUAUCAACCUGGAGAGCGCCAGUUUGGAGGAGGCGGUGCAGGCUCUGAAGGGAGCAAACAUGGGUGCCGUCCGCAUCGGGGUAGCCAAACCACUGCCCACUGAGGAUGAGGAUGGCUCUUCCUCCUUGAUCUUCUCGGCUCUGUUCCUGACGGAGGGCUGUGAUGAUGAUGAUGAGGAGGAGGAGGAAGUUGUGUUCCGUGCUGAGCCUGCAGUGAUCGACUCCAGUGAUUUAGACCUGUCUGAUGAAAAGGCUUUUGAGCGUAAUUUUCUCGAGGAGGAGGACGAGCUGCUGCAGUCAAUGAUCGCUGAACAUGGCAGUUUCUGCAGCACUGAUUUGACCAGAUUUGAUCAGAUGACCAGACAGGCCUCCACACCUAAGGAAGAGGAUUUCAUUCCGGCUAAAACCACGGAUGAGACCCAGCAGCUAAACGUCACUGCGGGGAGCACUUUUGAGAGGACCAUCACUGUGGUCAAGGGCAGCUCAAGUCUAGGUAUGACCGUGUGCGCGCUGAAGGAUGGAGCAGGUAUGCUGAUCCGCAGCAUCAUUCACGGUGGCUCCAUCAGCCGUGACGGGCGACUCGGGGUCGGUGACCUUAUUCUGGCCAUCAACGGAGAACUUACAGGAAAUCUGACCAACGCACAGGCGCGAGCCAUGCUGCGCAGACACUCUCUGAUAGGACCAGACAUGGGAUCCACAGGUGCUGAGGGGGAAGAGCACAGUCCCAUCUCUGUAAUCACAUAUGUACCUGCAGAAUAUUUAGAGGAAUACAGGGCAAGCCAGCAGCUCCAGAGUGAUGAUCUCUCUGAUGGCAAAAACAACACUCAACAUCAGAUGGUCUCAGAUCUUCCAGAGAGAGAAGAUGGAGAGGGACAGGAGAGUGAAAGACAGACAGCAGCUUCCAACAACUGGAAUCCACCACGGAGAGUGGAGUUGCACAGGGAAGCUGGCAAAUCUUUGGGCAUCAGUAUUGUUGGUGGACGGGGCAUGGGCAGUCGCCUUAGCAACGGAGAAGUGAUGCGGGGCAUCUUUAUUAAACACAUCUUGGAGGACAGUCCAGCAGGACGCAACGGCACACUAAAAACAGGAGACAGGAUUGUAGAGGUGGGAGGAGUGGAUCUGCGUGACGCCAGUCAUGAGCAGGCAGUGGAAGCCAUCCGUAAUGCUGCAAACCCUGUGGUGUUCCUGGUCCAGAGCAUCAUUCACAAAGACAGAAAGCCUCCUGUAGCCCUCCUACAGCUGAACCGCUCAGAGCAAACCCUCCACCCUUAUCCUGAAUCCUGCUUUACAUACAAACCGCUACAGACAUCUGCGCUGGAUGCAGUUGAAGACAUUUCAGCCUUCAACUUGAAGACCAGCAGUGAGAAGGCCGUUGACACUUACAGUAGACCUUUCCUCCGUCUAUGUCCGACUAAUCCUUUCACUCCUACACCGUUUAAGCUGAAUCGAGAGGAGGGAAAAAUCUUCCCAACGACACCUGUCCUGUCACUGCCGGUCGUUCCACAUGUUGGGGAAACGGACUCGGACACUCUGACUGAGAUUCCAGAUAGACUUGUUCUUCAUAACAACGGUCCUGAUGACGAAGAGGAGGAUGAGUACGGUUACAGCUGGAGGAAAGUAACGGAGCGGUACGGUCGUUUACCGGGUCAGCUGCACAUGAUCGAGUUGGAGAAGGGCCGCACUGGUUUGGGUUUGAGUCUGGCAGGGAACCGGGACCGUUCACGCAUGAGUGUUUUUGUCGUGGGCAUUGACCCCAAUGGCGCCGCCGGGCGAGACGGACACAUCGUGGUGGGCGAUGAACUGUUGGAGAUAAACGGUCAGGUUCUAUACGGCCGCAGCCAUCAAAACGCCUCUGCCAUUAUUAAAAGUGCCCCCUCAAAAGUCAAGAUCAUCUUCAUCCGAAACGGAGAUGCUUUGAGUCAGAUGGCUGUCGGGCCAAUGAAAGAGACAGACUCACCGGACACACACAUAGAGACAGAGCCGCCCAGCUCAACACUAGACAUGAUCCAACACAUAACUCUUCCUGUGGUGCAGGAGGAUGGAGGGGUUGGUAUCGUCCUGAAGGAGGAUGACAGCAGGGAUGGAUGCAUCAUUCACAGUGUAGAUGAGAAUGGAGCAGCUGGAAGGGAUGGUAUGAUUGCAGUGGGACACAGGCUGCUUGCAGUAGAUGAUGAGAUGGUUCUGGGACUCUCUGUGGAAAAGGUGAUGUCACUGUUGAAGAAAGCCCAGGACUCAGUGAAACUCACCAUCUGCAUUGACCCCGCCUUCCAGCCCUCCUCAUCCAAUCAGAUUUGCUCAGGGUCAGACCCAGGAAUCAGCUUGCCGCUGGUUUCUGUGACAUCAUCAGAGACAGAGCCAAUCAGGAAUUCGAGCAGAUGCUCCACUCCGGGGACCUUGGCGUCUGAUCCAGCUACGUGUCCCAUCAUCCCCGGCUGUGAGACCACUAUAGAGAUCUGCAAGGGCAGAACAGGACUGGGGCUCAGUAUCGUGGGCGGCUGUGACACUUUACUGGGAACUAUAAUAAUUCAUGAGGUGUACGAGGAGGGAGCCGCCUCUAAAGAUGGCCGACUGUGGGCGGGAGAUCAGAUUCUGGAGGUGAAUGGUAUAGAUCUGCGAGUGGCGACGCAUGAUGAGGCAAUCAACGUUUUGCGCCAGACUCCGCAACGUGUACGUCUGACAGUCUUCAGAGAUGAGGGUCAGUAUAAGGAAGAAGAACUGUGGGACUCCUUGACCAUUGAGCUUCAGAAGAAACCAGGCCGUGGUCUGGGACUCAGCAUCAUCGGGAGAAGGAACGACACAGGAGUCUUUGUGUCAGACAUCGUGAAGGGUGGAGUCGUGGAGACUGACGGACGUCUCAUGCAGGGAGAUCAGAUCCUUUCGGUUAAUGGGGAGGACGUUCGUUCAGCCACACAAGAGUAUGUGGCCUCGCUGCUCAAGAGUUGUGCUGGUCCAAUCAGAUUGGAGGUGGGUCGUUUUAAGGCGGGGCCUUUCCACUCCGAGCGCCGUCUGUCUCAGAGCAGUCAGAUAAGCGAGACGGGCAGUGGUAAAGUCAUUCCUGCGGCUGUACAGGGUGAUGCAGAGAAAACACUUGAAUUGCUAGAUAAAGACAUCAGGACGGUUGAAUUCACAAAGGGCCCAUCGGACUCUCUGGGCAUCAGUAUAGCUGGAGGAGUGGGCAGUCCUCUGGGGGACGUGCUAUUCAUUGCCAUGAUGAACCCCAGCGGCCUCGCAGCACAGACACAGAAACUCUGGAUUGGAGACAGGAUUGUGUCUAUCUGUGGAAACUUAACAGAAGGAAUGACUCACAAUAAAGCCGUUUCACUGCUGAAGAACACGACAGGCAUCAUACAACUACAGGUAGUUGCUGGUGAUACUACAGUAACUGGACCCUCACCAGAGCAGACAGCAGGACUCACAGCCAGCAGCAUUUUCCAUGAUGACCUGGGUCCUCCGCAGUGCAAGAGCAUUAGUUUGGAGCGCGGGCCUGAUGGGCUGGGCUUCAGUAUUGUGGGUGGAUUUGGCAGCCCCCAUGGUGACCUUCCCAUCUACGUCAAAACAGUCUUCAGCAAGGGGGCCGCGUCAGAGGAUGGGCGUCUGAAGCGUGGAGAUCAAAUCAUCGCUGUUAACGGUCAGAGUUUGGAGGGCGUCACUCACGAAGAGGCUGUCUGUAUUCUGAAGAAAACCAAAGGAACCGUCACGCUCACUGUGCUGUCAUAAACACACAGAGCUCAUUUAAUAGGCUUGUAUCAGGUCCUGUAGUUGUUUAAACACUGGAUUACACACUUAUGAAUGAAUUGUGCCCGCUCAUAGCGUUGUUUACUGCUAGUUUGUGGAGAAACCAGCAGACUACCACAAUCUGCCAUACUAUGCUGGGACUUUACAUUGUAUUUGUGCUUUAAAAUGUAGAAAGUGCACACAACUGCAUGACCGGAUAUUAUAUGCCUGGUUAUAACUUUUUCGUUUGACAAUUCCUGCUGCUGUGAUAGCUAUAAAAUGUACAAAUAUCUCUUUCCUGCUGAGGUAAUAAACUGGGUACAAAUUGACCACCAUUGGUUUCUAUGCAAUUUGCCAAAAGUUGACACUAUGAAAAACACUAAAAUAAAGAUGCGUGUAAAAACAAACUCUAUUGUAGCUUGUUGAAGACUAAAAAAGAUAUUAGCAAAAUGUAAUAAUUACCAUCCAUUUCCUUUCUAUUAUUUCUAUUGUGUUAAGGGUAAUUUGACCCACAUAUGUUUGUUCACAAUUAGCUGCACAGACACAAAUUAAAAAAAAAAACAUUAUUAUUUUUUUUUUUUGUCAUGACUACUUGUAAUGACUAUUUGCACACUGAGGUGUCUAACAUUAUUUGUACUUAGUGUAAGUGCGCAAAAACGCUGUAUUAUGCAUGCCAGGCCAGUAGAUGGCGAUGUCACUUUGUAAAGAAACUAAUUUGCAUGCACAUGAUGUCACAGUUUCUGCAUAUUUGCAUUUUUGUAGCCUACACAGAGACGAUAAAGAGAUCGUUUCAAAGUGAAAACGUUUUCAUAAGUUUGCUUUUUCAUGUCACCAAAACUCCAUUUCCGUGUAAAUGAACGGCAAAAAUGCACACAAAGUUGAAUUAAAAAGUUAAUUUGAAAACGGUGUCAUGUAAACGGUCCCUGGUUCUCAAACCCUUGUGAGGGUAAAGUGGGUUUCUCACUUAUUUUGAGUGCUGCAACAGACUAGCAAUUGAGAGCCCAAAAAACUAACAAAUACACAUUUCAACAAUGAUUUGAACUAAAACUCAACUGUAAAAUUCAAGAGUGAAUUUUCCUUGGAUGAUUCAGAAGAUGAGUCUUAAAUUUCAAAAGUUUUUGUAUUCCAUAUUUUAGUUUGGCAAGAUACAAUAAAGGUUUUCUGACUCCUUGCUGUUUUGUUGAGAUGUUGAUUUUUGGCAAAUUGCAUGGAAACCAAUGGAGAUCAAUUUGACCUCAAAAUUUAACACGUGUUUUGGAUGCACAUUCAUCACCCAAAAUGAGAAAUACUAGUGUUUCAAGCUGUUAAAUAUCAAAUAGUGGUCAAAUUGAGCCCAACACAACAGAAAAGGUAAAAAGUCUGCUUACUUUCAACAUCAGUUGUGCCAGGAAAAUAAGCCUCUAACAUUUGUGAAUAAUGUGCAAUUAAUCGAUAAUGAGCCUAAUUUACAUGGAAAGAAGGCAUGUUUAUUGGCAUGAUUUCUAUUGUACCGAAUAGAAAGAUGACGUCUAUAGUCUAUCAGUGACGAAGCUGUUUAGUGAAUCUGUCCAAAAAUAGUCUUUAAAAAAAAAAAAAAAAAAAGAUCUCAACAUGUUUGAUUUUACACACCACUUUAAUUGUAAGAAUUAUAAAAUAGAAAAUGAAAACAUGGUUAAAAUGUAAGCAAUAAGUAAUGACAGCAAUAAGAUGACAGUCCUGACUCCUGAAUGUGUGUGGCGAUUCUUAUACACGCACACUCUAACAGGAUUUUAAUCAUUUUGACCGAAUUUAACCUGAUAAUAAACUCAAAUAUUUGAGAUACCAUCUUUGUUUCUUAAAAAAAAAAAAAAAGGAAGAAAAAACAGACAGCAGGUAGAAGCAGUAUGUGUGUGUAUUAAUGUGAUGAUAUUAAUGAAGAUUUAUUUGGGGGGGGGAAAAGUAUCAGUGCAUUCAGUGACAUUCUGGAGUUUUGCCUUCACCUGAGAUUUUUGCUGCUGGAUGUAGAACAAACUACUGUUAUAUAUUUUGGUAUAUUGUCAUUUUGUUCUGAUACAGCAUUGGAUUUCACGACAAAUACAUGAAUAAAAGUGACCUUCAGCACA
Megalobrama amblycephala (Wuchang bream) is the source of this 8112-nucleotide messenger RNA. Its product is annotated as multiple PDZ domain protein. Lineage: Eukaryota; Metazoa; Chordata; Actinopteri; Cypriniformes; Xenocyprididae. The record is from RefSeq and is a predicted model, not a curated record. Gene Ontology annotation, molecular function: protein binding.